Cavenderia fasciculata is the source of this 1518-nucleotide messenger RNA. RefSeq names its product peptidase S28 family protein. Lineage: Eukaryota; Evosea; Eumycetozoa; Acytosteliales; Cavenderiaceae. The coding region runs from base 1 to 1518 and encodes 505 amino acids. Gene Ontology annotation, biological process: proteolysis. The record is from RefSeq and is a predicted model, not a curated record. The transcript is spliced from 3 exons. Gene Ontology annotation, molecular function: dipeptidyl-peptidase activity; serine-type exopeptidase activity.
AUGAGAUUAUUAUUAUUUGUUUUAUUAACAAUAGUAGUAUCUAUUGUUUCAUCAAAAGAACAAUUAUAUCAAAAGAUUAAAUCACCAUACCCAUAUUAUAGUGAAAAGAACAAGAAUAGAGAAUUUAAAGGUGUAGAAGAGAAUGAUCCAUCACCACCACCCUUUUCAGAAUACUAUUACAUUCAAAAACUAGAUCAUUUCAACUUUCAAACUCAACAAACCUUUCCACAACGUUAUCUAAUCUCUGAUACCUAUUGGAAUAAACCAUCAUCAAAUGAUUCUCAAUGUAAUGGUCCAAUCUUAUUUUAUACUGGUAAUGAAGGUGAUAUUGUUUGGUUUUAUCAAAAUUCACAAUUUAUAACAAAUGUAUUAGCACAAGAAUUGGGAGCAUUAUUAUUUUUUGCAGAACAUCGUUAUUAUGGUCAAACUUUACCAUUUGGUAAUGAAUCAACUGUACCUGAAAAUCUUCAAUAUUGUACAAGUGAACAAGCUUUAGCAGAUUAUGCAACAAUAAUACCUCAAGUAUUAGAAGAUUUAGGAGGAUUAAAUUGUCCAGUUAUAUCAGUUGGUGGUAGUUAUGGAGGUAUGUUGGCAAGUUGGAUGCGUAUGAAAUAUCCAAAUAUUGUUGAUGGUGCAUUGGCAGCAUCAGCACCGAUUCUCUAUUUCCUUGGCACUGGAGCCGAUCCAGAAGGAUUUAAUGAAAUUGCAACCAAUGAUUUUGCACAAACCUCGGCCGAUGGCAGCUGUGCCACUCGUAUUAGAGGAGCUUUUACAGAGAUUUCAGAGAUUGCCGAAAAGCCAAAUGGUGAUGAGCUGUUGAGCGAGAUGUUUUCAUUGUGCGGUGUACAAAGUGUCGAUGAUCUCGUCAAUUGGAUAGAGUCGGGUUUGACCUAUAUGGCCAUGGCCGAUUACCCCUACCCUGCUGCUUUCCUUGAACCAAUGCCAGGUUGGCCAAUCAAUGCUUCUUGUGCUGCCAUGGAACCUGUUCAAGAUGAUAUUCAAGCUCUACUCCAAGUCUUGCACAUCUAUUACAAUAGUUCGGGCCAAGCUGGUAGUUGUUACAAUGUAUCGGUUUUUACAACUGGUGCUCUUGGAUCCGAUGUUUGGGAUUACCAAGCUUGUACUGAAAUGGUUAUGCCCAUGUCAUCCAAUGGUGUACAAGACAUGUUCCCAGCAUCUUCGUUUGACCUCGACUCACUCAUCACAUCUUGUCAACAACAAUGGGGUGUCACACCAGACCCCUACUGGAUCACCAAUUACUAUGGUGGUAGUCAAAAUGUUCAAUCUAGCAACAUUGUCUUUAGUAAUGGUAUCUUGGAUCCUUGGAGAGCUGGUGGUGUCAUUGAAAAUGGUAAUGAAAUCUAUGCCGUCCUCAUCGAUGGUGGUGCUCAUCAUUUAGAUCUUCGUAUGCCAAGUCCUCAAGACCCACAAUCAGUCAUCAAUGCUCGUGCUUUAGAAACUCAAUUAAUUACUAAAUGGUCAAAUCAAGCUAGUAUCUUAAAAUCAAAAAAGAAUUAA